AUGGAUGCUGACACACUGGUACAAAGUUUCCAGCAGGAAACCACCUGUAGCAUCUGUCUGACUUUCUUCUCAAAGCCUGUCACCCUCAACUGUGGGCACAACUUUUGCCAGUUUUGUCUGACCAGAAGCAAGGAAGAUGGGGUCACACCUUUCACUUGCCCUGAAUGCAGGAAAAUCUCCCACAACUUCCCUGGCCUCAACGUGCGCCUGUCAAAACUAUCUGCUGUUUGUAAGAAGCUCAACCCCCAGGACUUGCAGAACCCUGUUGGACAAAGCCAUUGUCAGAAGCACCAGCAAGUCCCCAAACUCUUCUGCAAGGAGGACCAGACCUCCCUCUGUAUGGCCUGUAGUAAAGGUCAGGAGCAUGCAGCCCACACCUUUUCCCCCAUUGAAGAGGCUGCUCAGAACUACAGGAAGAAACUCCAGGACACUGUGCCUCAUUUGAGAAAGAAGAUCAGAGAAUGGAAGGAACUUAAAUCUUCAAAGAAGGAUAGACGAUCUAAGUGGAGAAAGUUGAUUAGAGGAGAAUAUGCAAAAAUCCACCGAUUUCUCCUUGAGGAGGAGAGGUUUUACAUGGACCUAUUGAAACAAGAUGAAUGGAAAGCUUCCAAGCUAAGGGACAACUACUGUAAUACAAUAAAUCAACAUGUGAAGAACAUGGAAGAUGCUAUCCGAGAGAUAGAGGAAACGAGAUCCAGACCAGAUUUGGACCUGCUUGAGGAAAGUAAAGAGCUAUUACAAAUAAGUGAAUCACUGCUUUCCGAAAAACCCAAGUCUUUCACCCUAGAGUUAAGAGACUAUCCCAUCACUGGGAUGAAGGACUGGCUAAAGAGAUUCAGAGCAAAUGUCACUAUGGAUCCUACAACAGCCAGUGGCUAUGUCAUUGUAUCUGAGGAUUUGAAGAGUGUAAGACACAGAGAUGACUGUCCAGAUGGUUGCCCUGAAAAAUUUCCUUAUUAUUUUGUCUUCGGUCAGCAGGCAUUUGCUUCUGGCAUCCACUAUUGGGAGGUGGAUGUGAGUAAGCAACCUCAGUGGGCACUGGGGAUUGCUACCAAGUGCCUCAGGAAGAGGAAGACGACCCAGUACUCAGUUGAGUAUCUGUACAUACUUCGCUGUGAGAAGAGAGGAAAUGAUUUCUACCUGAUCACCCGACCAGGAUUAGUUUGCCAGCAAAUUAAAGACCCUGUGCUUAUAAUUGGCAUAUAUCUGGAUUAUACUGAAGGAAGCCUUCUGUUCUAUAAUGCUAUCAAAUCCUCCCUCCUGUAUGGAAUGAACACUGUGCCACUCACAGAGCCUGUCAGGCCUCUCUUCUCUCCUUGUCCCCCUAUGCCAGGAACAAAAAUCGGUUCCAUGACCAUCUGUCCAGUGGGAAACCAUAUUUGA
Molecule: messenger RNA, 1383 nt
Organism: Vombatus ursinus (common wombat)
Lineage: Eukaryota; Metazoa; Chordata; Mammalia; Diprotodontia; Vombatidae
Product: probable E3 ubiquitin-protein ligase TRIML1
Exons: 6
Coding region: 1-1383 (460 amino acids)
Molecular function (GO): zinc ion binding; protein binding
Source: RefSeq, a predicted model, not a curated record